Messenger RNA from Malania oleifera, 5163 nucleotides. RefSeq names its product pentatricopeptide repeat-containing protein At5g57250, mitochondrial. Gene Ontology annotation, molecular function: protein binding. The record is from RefSeq and is a predicted model, not a curated record. NCBI's taxonomy places the organism in Eukaryota, Viridiplantae, Streptophyta, Magnoliopsida, Santalales, Ximeniaceae. The coding region runs from base 101 to 3181 and encodes 1026 amino acids. The transcript has 2 exons.
UAAAAGCGGUUUCACUCCCACUCUCAGGGACCUCAAUCAGUUCCUUCUCUUUCUCUUCCAAAAUUGCAGAUUCAAAUUGACUACACUAUUCUUCUCUCAAAUGAACUCAAACCAAAUUGAGGGCGACUCUCAUUCUCACUCCAUGUUCGUUCGGGCUCUCCUCGAGGAGCACAAUUUUGAAGCAGCAGAGCAUUUCGUUAAAACCCAGAUGACGAAAGGUGUGAAUUUCCCGAAGGGUCGCUUGUGGGACUCUUUAAUUCAAGCCCUGUGUGUCCACCAAAAUGACCCUGAAAAGGCGCUAUUGGUGUUGCGGGAUUGCUUGAGAAAUAAUGGUAUAUUGCCUUCUUCCUAUACGUUUUGUUCACUGAUUCACGCUUUUAGCUCUCGAGGAAUGAUGGCCAGAGUAAUUGAGGUGUUGGAGUUAAUGAAUGAUGAAAAACUCAAAUACCCAUUUGUUAAUUUUGUUUAUAGCUCAAUAAUUGCUGGGUUUUGCAAGAUUGGAAAACCAGAGCUUGCAGUUGGGUUAUAUAAGAAUGCUGAAAGUUCGGGACUUUUGAGGCCUAAUUUAGCAACGUAUACAGCACUUGCGAGUGCUCUCUGCGAUUUGGGUAAAUUUGACGAGGUUAGUGAUUUGGUUUGGAGGAUGGAACAAAAAGGAUUGCUUUUUGAUGUUGUCUUUUAUAGCAACUGGAUUCGUGGAUAUUUCAGGGAAGGGGGUUUAAUGGACCCCUUUAAGAAAUAUAGAGAAAUGAUUGAGAAAGGAAUAAGCUCAGAUACUAUCAGCUAUACAAUACUCAUUGAUGGGUUUUCCAAGGAAGGGAAUGUGGAAAAGGUAGUUGGCUUUUUAAACAAUAUGAGAAAGGACGGGUUGAAACCUAAUUUAAUUACAUAUACGGCAAUCAUGUCGGGGUUUUGCAAGAAAGGAAAACUGGGGGAGGCAUUUACUGUGUUGAAGUUGGCUGAAGACUCAGGGAUUAAAGCUGAUGAGUUUAUGUACACGACAUUAAUUGAUGGGGUUUGUAGGGGAGGAGAUUUCAAUCAAGUUUAUCAUCUUCUUGAUGACAUGGAGGAAAAUGGGAUUAAUCCAAGCAUUGUUACAUACAAUACAUUAAUUAAUGGAUUGUGCAAAGUUGGGAGAACAUCUGAGGCAGAUGAUAUUGCUAAGGGCAUUCCUGGAGAUAUUAUUACCUACAGCACCUUGCUGCAUGGGUACAUUCAGGAAGAGAAUGCCAUGGGAAUUUUAGAGACAAAGAGGAGGGUAGAAGAAGCUGGAAUUCAUAUGGAUAUUGUUAUGUGCAACAUUCUAAUUAAAGCACUAUUUAUGCUGGGGGCUUUUGAAGAAGCCUAUGCAAUUUAUAAGGGAAUGUCUGAGAUGGAUUUAGUUGCUGAUUCUGUUACUUUUUGUACCAUGAUUGAUGGGUAUUGUAGAGCAUGUAGAAUUGAUGAGGCACUAGAGAUAUUUGAUGACUUAAGAAACACAUCAAUAUCAUCAUUGACAUGCUACAGGCGAAUUAUCUAUAAGCUCUACCAGAAGGGUAUGGUAGAUAUGGCAACCGAAAUUUUCCUUGAACUGAAUGAGAAAGGUUUGGCUUUGGAUUUCGAUACCAAUAAGUUGUUGACUGCGAUCUUCAAAGAAAAAGGUGUAGAUGGAGUUAUGAAUUUAGUUCACAGAAUUGAGAAUUCAGGACAAGAAAUUUGUGAUAUUAUAUUUAAUGAUGCUAUUUGUUUCUUUUGCAAGAGGGGUUUUUUGGAGGCUGCAUGCGAUGUGUACUUGGUGAUGAAGAGGAAAGGGUCAUCUGCUACAUGCACGUCUUACCACUCAAUACUGAAAGGGCUUUUUGACAAUGGAAAAAUGUGGCUGUGCCAGCUCUUUCUUAAUUCCUUUGUGAAAAAAUAUGGUCUUGUUCAACCGAUGGUCCGCGAGAUUCUAGUACACUAUUUGUGUAAGAAAGAUGUCAUCAAAGCUCUUCAGUUUCUAUGCAAGAUGAACAAGAACACAUGUACGGUCACUACUUUUCCUGUUACUGUUCUCAAGGCACUUACAAAGGAUGGUAGAGAUUUGGAUGCAUACAAAGUUGUCAUGGGAGCAGAAGAGAGUCUGCCUGUUUUGGAUGUAGUUGAUUACACAAUCCUGGUUCAAGGCCUAUGCAAGGGAGGACAUCUUAGUGAAGCCUUGGAUCUCUGUGCCUUUGUUAAAAGGAAAGACAUUACUCUUAACAUUGUCACUUAUAAUUCAGUUAUAAAUGGGUUAUGCCGCCAGGGAUGUCUUGUUGAAGCAUUUAGGCUGUUUGAUUCAUUAGAGAAAAUUGACUUGGUUCCUUCUGAAAUUACUUAUGCUUCACUGAUCGACACUUUAUGUAAAGAAGGAUAUUUUCUGGAUGCUAAGAGAUUGUUGGAGAGGAUGAUUUUCAAGGGUCUUAGACCAAAUACACACAUAUACAAUUCAUUGAUUGAUAAUUAUUGCAAGUUCAACCAAAUGGAGGAAGCUUGGAAGCUGCUUCUUGAUUUGGAAUCAAGAUGUCUCAAGCCAGAUGAAUUCACUUUAAGCUCUAUGAUUAAUGGCUAUUGCAAAAAAGGAGACUUGGAAGGGGCUCUCAAAUUCUUUUUUGAGUACAAAAGGAAAGAUCUAUUACCUGAUUUCUUGGGUUUCAUGUAUUUGAUUAAAGGUCUGUGUGCUAAGGGCAGGAUGGAAGAAGCCAGAAGUGUUUUAAGAGAGAUGCUUCAGGCACAAUCUGUUGUGGAAGUGAUAAACCAAGUUGAUUCUGAGGUUGAAACAGAGUCAAUAGGAAAUUUCCUCGUCUUUUUAUGUGAGCAAGGAAGUAUCAAAGAAGCCAUUACUAUCCUUAAUGAAGUUGGAUUUAUGUUUUUUCCUGGUGGGACAAAAUGUGGCCCUUAUAGUAGGGUGCAUAGACCGAAGAGACAUUAUAAAGGGGAGACUCUUGUUACAGUGGAUUCAAGGUGUUUAACAUCCCCUUGUGUGAUGGAUUUGGACUUUGGAUCACGUAAUGUAAAGAAAGUAAGGGAGAUAGUGGAAAAUUGUGAUAUUUCACAGAAAAAACUUCAGUUUCUUAACUUUGAUUCUUGCUAUUCUCUAGCUGCUUCACUAUGUGCAAGUGGUGAGCUACAGAAGGCCAAUAGACUGGUAAAAGAAAUGAUAUCAAAUUUGGACACUGGUUGUUAGUUUGGGAUUACUGUUCUCCUUAACCAGCUAGAAGCUCCCUCUAUACGGACUGCAGGACAAAGAAAUAUGUGUUUUCCUCUUGCAGAGAUUCUCCCAGCCUUCUGAGGAAGUAGGAUAUUCAGAAGGUGCAGGGUUGAACUGGCAAAGUUGAGCUCUCUUUGCUGUUUCUGUAGUUAAUGAAACUACAGUGCUGGUCUGUCUUUGUGGUGGUUGAAGAGGGGUUUUUGUCAUGAUUUCUGGGUUGUUCUGAACUAUCUCCAAAGUCAGGGUUGAUUACACUGUACCUGCAGCUCUGAACUUCAUGCAGUCCAUUUUUCUGAAGCUGUUUGUGCAGUGAGCUUUGGCCUACAGAUUGUGGUCUGAGGUGCUUGGUUCUGGAUGUUGGAAGUUUGGAAGUCUGAAUUCAUGAUUCUCUGAGGGUGCUGCUUCCUGAAGAUCUCAUGUUGAUUAGAAGUUCUAUAGAAGGUACGAUAUAAGGAAGAUUUGGGCUCAUUUGGAGAUACACAGGAGCAUGGAGUUGCUGAUGGUUUCUGGCAGCUUCUGAAAGUGUGCCUUAUAUAUUUAUAAUUAUUUAUAUAUAUAUUUAAAAAAAAAAAAUCUCCUUCCACUUCUUUGCCCUUAACUUACCUUCCCAUUAUUUCAUUUCCUAUCUCCUUUUCUUUUCUCUCCCAUUGGGUUUCUGGCAUAACCUUGAGGUGGUGCUUGAGAUUCAUGCUCACACUAUUUAUUUUUUGACAAACUUGUAUCUGUAUUGAUGAGUUCUUUUCCCUGGAUUACCUACUGAUGCUGGAUAUAAUUUUAAGAUGGGAUCUCUUUCCAUCUUGAGCUAUUGGCUUUGAUGUUGCAAGUUCUUGUCCCUUCAUCAACAUGGUGUUCUCUCGGUUGAAUGUAUGCUUCUGUUCCUGGGUGGUUUCUAUCACUUUUAUUGGAGGUGGAUUGGUCUUCUUCAACAAGGUCUUCCCUUUGGUGUUAGAUUUGCUUUGAAACUUCUGACGUGCUUGUGAUGGAGGCCUCCCGGAUUUUCAUCAACAUGGAGAUGGCUUGAGCUCUUUAGUUUGUUGGAGGGUGGUGGUAGUGCUUGAUUAAGGUUGUCUCUUGACUUGCAUGUGAGUUCGAGAAGAUGCAUUGAUUGCUAUUGGCUGACUUUGUUAUGGGGUUUGCCUAUCCUGCGUACUGGAAGAUUUUCUAUUUAUGUCUCCUCUUGGAGGUGGGUUGAGCCUCUGGUCUUUGAUGCUGCAUAUCUGUUGUUGGUCUUCUUCAACUAGGUCUUCCUUCUGGCUGAUGGUCUUCUUCAACAAGGUCUUCCUUCUGGUUGAUUGAGUCUUGAUGAGUUGGCUUCUCACUGGUUUGCUCUCUUCCCCAUUCGUGGUUCGAGACGUUCUUCUUCAACACGGUCAUUGGUCUUCCUAUGGAAUGUAGAUUGUACCUCUGGCCUCUGUUACUGAUUCCUGAUUGAGUUUGAUGGCUGCUUAUACUGGAUCCCUUGUGGUAGUUCUUCUUCAACAGGGAUUAAGCCCUGACUAUGAUGCUGCUUCUGUUGUUCGCCUUUUCUAGCAAGGUGUUCCUUCAGAAGGUGGCUUUGUGCUGAAUUAUCUGAUAUUGCAAGCUGGUAGCUGCUUCUCGGGUUCUGCUUCAUCAUGGCUAUUCUAUAUGGAGGUGGCUUGUUCUGUCUGAUGAUUGGACUACCUUGGCUCUAUGCCUUCUGAUUGAUUUCCAUCUUUAACAUGGUUGUCUACUCGGUGGUGGCUUGAGUUUUAAGGUAAUCUAAUUUUGGUAUAUUUAUGCUUCCAAAUUGGUUCUAUUUGGUAUAUUUUAUACUUUGUCUUUGAUGGCCUAGUGCCCCUGGGGAUGCCCAGGUUGGGUGUAAUAGUUUGAAUUGUUUUGAUGGAAGUUUUUUGGCUUCCUUCCUCUCGGUAUGUCCAGAGUUUCUAUACAUAUCCAUUUGAUCAAUAUAAUUUAUUAAAAAAAAAAAGAAAAAGAAA